AUGAAAAUCUCACAUGUAUGGAAUGUCAUCAAUGAUAAGUGCACAAAAGAUGUACUUAAUUUUCAUGGUGUCAUUAAUGAUCGUAUUGCUUUUAUCGAUUGUAUUGAAAGAAAACAUAAUGUUACUCCUUUAAUGGUAGCUGCUGGUAAAGGUUUCUAUGAAAAAGUUAAAAUUCUUCUUGUUCACGGUGCAAAACCAAAUAAACAAUGUUUAACAGGUGAUACAGCCCUAAGUAUAGCUGUUCAUCGUCAAAAAUACAAAAUCGUCGAAUUAUUAUUAGACUACGGUGCUAGUCCAAAUAUACAAAAUCAAGCAGGAAAAACAGCAUUACAUCGAGCUGUUAUAUCUUAUAGUGAUGAAGAUGCCAAUCAUAUCAGAACACUACUACGUGUAUAUAUAAUAAAAUCAGAUCGUAGUCAGCGCAUAGCAAUUGAUGAAGCAGCACUCAAACAUAAACCACAAAUAAUGGAUGUUUUGUUAACACAUGAUAAAAAUUUAAUAAAUCAAUCCUAUCGAGCUUGUAUUUUGGCCACUCGUUUGGGUGACGAUGAUUGCAUUAAAGUUUUACUCAAUCAUGGUUAUGACGUAAAUAUGACAAAUAGCACAUACAUAACUCCACUGCAUAUAGCUGUAAAUUCACAAAAUGCUACAACAGCUCAAUUAUUAGUAUCUCACGGUGCAAAAAUUGAUGUAAUAAAUAAUCGUGGUGAAACACCACUAUCUAUCGCUGAACAAUUACCACUUAUGCAACGACAAAAAUUUUUGACUAUACUUCAGAACCCAAUACCUCCAGAACGAAAUAUUGGUGCAACUUUAUCCAACUAUGGUAGUAGUCAAGUAUCUACAAUAUCAUAUGCACACCCAUUAUUACAAAGUCAUUCAAAUUGGACAUUGGAUAAUGAUGAAUAUCGAAGUCAAACAACACCUGGAUCAUCCGUACAAAAUCUUUUAGAUCCAUCAAAUGGUACGUACUGGUCAUGUUCUCUACCGAGAGAUGCAUGGGUUAUAUUUGAUUUCAAACAUGAACACAGUAUAAGUGGAAUUCAUCUAAUAGGAUGUGAUAAUGUAUCAACUCCAAAAAAAGGCAAAAUCGAUGUAUCAAAUUCACACAAAAUACAAGGAAUUGGCUUUUAUGGUAUCGAUACACAAUUAGUUGACUUAUUGAAUAAAUACAAAUUGGAGAAUAUUAUUAAUAUUUUACUAGCAAAUGGUAUUAAUGAUCUAGAAACAUUACAUGAAAAACGCGAUGAAGUUAUGAAUUCAACGCAUUUUAUCGAUAUUAAUCAACAUUUUCAAUUUAAAAAAUUAAUUGAAUCUAUAAAAACACCAGUAUUAAUGUAUCUUGAAUGGCUUAAUUUUCCACAGUCGAGGGCUAUUGCCGGUGAAAAGUUACAAACAUUUAGCGUAGUUGCCAAUGAAAAUAUAACAGACCGUGUCAGACUUGAAGAAAAAACUGGUCGAUAUGAAAUUCGUGUUGUUAGUCAUGAAAGACCAGAAAUUCAUACUAGAUGGCACGAAGUUGUUGUUGGUUUUAAAUCGUCAGAUAUAAGAAAACCGGUCUACGAGCAUCUUUAUCUUAACAAUAAUCCAUCUGAUCGGAUACCACCAUCUUCGUUCAAAAUAGGUCAGCGUUCAUUAGAUAAGCAACGAGACGAUGACAAUCGAGGUUUAUUCACGGAAGUUUAUGAUUCAACAUUAGAUGAAGAGUUACCAUCUGUAAGAUCAACAUCUCAUUCAACAGAGAAGAACAUUUAUCAUUUCUCAAAAAACAAACCGACGGUAGCAACAGACCACCUAUUUGCUUUUGAAUAUAAGGAAGAGGAAAAUGAGUCAAAAAACAAUGACGGCCAAAAUCAAAUAAAAGUGGUUCAACCGUAUUAUAUAGGACGAAAUUCGGCAAGUAACCAUGAAUAUAUUCAACAUCCUUCGGAUGUUAGUGAACAACAGAAGAAACAGAAGCCUAAUCAUAAUUAUGAUAGUUAUAACGGCGGAUCGACAAAACGCCGUGAUACAAAUGGUAUUAACGGUAAUGGUAAACAGCCGUAUUCUAGUUCAUCGUCUUCGACCAUAAGUCAUAACCAGAAUCAUAAUCAACAACCCCCAUAUACAGAGGAGAAAGCAAAAGAAAACACUAGGCCUUCUCGACCAACUAUUCGAGAAGAUUGGGAACAGUUACCAGAAUUUGUUGAAUAUUGUUUGACACCAACAAAAUAUUAUUGUCGUUAUUUGACACCAACAAAAGAUCGUAGAAAAAAAAUGGUCAAUGAAUUAAAAAAAGCCAAAAACCAAAAUGAAUCUUCGAGUCAAGACGAUGGUGUGGAUAGUUGGAAUAACAACAGUGAACUUAGUAAUAAUACUGACGAUAAUAAAAAUAAAGUAUUAACAAAUAUGAAUAUAUCUCAUACAAAACAUCAGAAUGAAUUAAAAUCACCACCAGUUACAGUAAAUGGUUCAUUACAAGAAUACAAACAGUAUCGUAUUAAAAGUGGCGAUUUGUCAUUUACUCAAAAACCAAUCAUAUCAGACGAAGACAAAGAAAAAAAUUUAUACAAUUAUAUUCCAGCUAAUACAGAGAUGCAGUUGACAUUCAAAGCUAUUGUUCAAGGUCCAGGUAAAUCUUUGGUACACGAACGUGCGUUAAACGGAAUUACUCAGUAUAAACACGAUCAAAAUUCAUUACAAAAAUUUACUAGUGACAAUAAUUGGAGAUUAAAAACAAACGAUAAGACACAUGCCGAUCAUUCUCCAAGAAUACGUCCAAUAGAUGAAUCAAUAAUAGUUAAUAAUAAUAAUCAACAACAGCAACAACGAAAGGAAGAGCCUAUCAUAAACAUACAAGAAACGAAAAAUAAUGAUUACAUGCCUAAUGUUCAUAGAAAGUCGACAAAUUCAACUCUAAUUGGAUUUAAAAAGCCUGCUGAUGAUAUGCCUCAUCGUACACAGUUAAACAAUGAACGAAUAGACCAACAGAAAACAAAAAAUAAUGAGUCUCCUCAUUCCUCUACAAAUCGUAAAUUUUCUUUUCCAUUAUCCUCGCCUUUUACGCCGCAGAAUGCAGUCACUUCUCCAAACGCUUAUGAAACGAUUGAACCUGUUGAUGAAACGAACGAUCAGAAAAAAUCAUCCUUCAUAAAUAAAACUGAUGAUCACUUUCGAUUUCGUCCAGAUAGUUCCCAACCGGCACCAGCAUUUGUUGACAGCGAAUAUAAUUUUAAUCGGUCUCAACUAUCUGAUCGUGUUAGUUUAUCAUCUUUAAAACAAGCUGACAGAGAAAUUGAAGAAAGUGACCAAGAAGAAGAUAAUACUAGUGAAUGUCAAUCAUUUGGACAUGCACCAAUGAAUAAUAGCGUAUUACCAACGAAUAGAAGCAAUCAAAAUGAAUUGUUACAACAAAGCAAUCAACGAUUUGAACAAGAUGAUGCUGAGAACUACUACGCAGAGCCAGAUUUUAUACCAUCGCAAACGUCAAAUGCUGCAGCAAAAUCCACUGAAAUAUUCCCAAUUUUUGAUAAAGCAACGACAACAAUGAAAAAUCAGCCACCGGUUGAAGCUGUUGGAAAUAAUUCAUUGUCUAUUAAUGACAGAUCGCCAUAUUCGUAUAUGGAAGUUACGGAUGACGUCAAUGCUAAUGAUUAUGCUCAGAAUGAAAGACAAAAAAAUAUUUAUGAGCAAGAGAAUCAGUCAUCGGACGUAUUAAAUUCUAGUUACUAUGAACACGGUUACCAAAUACAUACAAAUCAAAAUCCGACAGAACCAAGAAUACCAGUAUCGUCACCUCCGCUUUCAACUCAUAUAACUUCAUCGGCGAAAGAUUAUGAAAUAUCAAUAAAGUCAAAUACUGAUUCCAUGAGUACAUCUGUCGAUAAAGAAAGACCAGAAACUCAGUCAUGGUCAUAUCCUCCAUUUUCGCCUACUCAACAACCUCCCGCGCCCUAUCAACAACAACCAUCAUUUGGUCAAAAAAGUUUUGCCCCCUCUCAUACGGGAUCAUCAAAUAGUAAAACUCCAAAGAAGAAAAGCUUUUUUGGUGCGUCAUAUCCAAAAACAUUUCCUAUUCAAACAAAAAUAUUAAAAAUACACAACGUUGACUCUUUCAAAACAAUAUCUCAGGAAUCAUCACUAGAAGAUAUUAUUACUGAAGAGUCCGAUCCUUUUCGAUAUAGAGGUCGAAACACCCCUGGAAUAAAACUACGACGCCCGUUGGACUCAGAUAGUGAAGAAUCAGAUAUGUCAUCUAAACGACCGUUAGUAUUUGAAACACCAGAACUUGUUAAUAAAAAUGUACAAACAACAGAAAAAUUACUACGAAAUGUGGCAACAAUGUAUCAGCCAGUUACCCGAGAUGUUGGCACAGCUCCACCUUCUUUCCCUCGCUCAACGUCUACACAAACCACGUUACCACAACAUUUUAAUAAUUCUAUACAAGAACAAUAUCCUCCACAUAUUGCUCGUUGCAGACCAGUAUCGUAUAGUGAUAACCGCAACAAUGAACCACCGCCAUCUAGAAGGCGAAGAUCUUCGGAUGAUUAUGAACAUUCUUCUCCUCAAACAUCAAUGUGCCAUGAUAAAUGUAGCUACGUACCAAAUGGAUACGAUCAGCCAUGCCAGAAUGAUCAAGAGAAAGAUUAUCCGUAUAGACCUUCAGAAAUAAUAAAAUCUCGUCCGGAUGUUGGCUAUUCUCCAAAAAUCGACUCUGAGAAAACAACGCUAUCGAUUGGAACCGAUACAGGUACGGACAGACUUAAAGAAAAUCGUGGCGUACAAAAUGAGACAAAACCGCAGAAAAAUGCAUCGACAAUGUCUGACAAUGAAUUAUCGACCACUACAUUAAAACAAAACAAGGGAAACACGAAAAUCGACUCUGAGAAAACAACGCUAUCGAUUGGAACUGAUACAGGUAUGGACAGACUUAAAGAAAAUCGUGGCGUACAAAAUGAGACAAAACCGCAGAAAAAUGCAUCGACAAUGUCUGACAAUGAAUUAUCGACCACUACAUUAAAACAAAACAAGGGAAACACGAAAAUCGACUCUGAGAAAACAACGCUAUCGAUUGGAACUGAUACAGGUAUGGACAGACUUAAAGAAAAUCGUAGCGUACAAAAUGAGACAAAACCGCAGAAAAAUGCAUCGACAAUGUCUGACAAUGAAUUAUCGACCACUACAUUAAAACGAAACAAGGGAAACAAAAAAAUUUCAAUAUCAAAAAGAAAUAUUGGUGUUGACACUACAUCUCUUGCUCAACAAUAUUGGAUUCCAGUUGCUUCGACCUAUCGAUCGAAGUUACCCACUGAGUGUAUUGAAAAACAAAAACCAUAUUCUGAACAAGCGGCAAAUAAUGAUGGCUUGAAAAAACCACAUUCAGAGAAAGAUCAACUAAAAACAAUAGAUAUGAAUAAUAGUAUUCGUGACAAGGAUCCUAAGUUACUAUUGAGUGAAAGAAAGUCAAUAUCAUUUGAAAAUUCCAGAUAUGAUGAUGAUGGUGAUGAUAAACAGCCACAACAACCCACUUAUUAUCCACCGUCGGUUAAAAAUUUAGAUUUAAAACAAGCAGAUAUGUCUUUGCUUGAUAAUAAUGAAUCGUUAUUAAAUAUUGGCUCUAUCAACUACAUAUCGGAUCCAAUAAUGGAUGAAUAUGCAGAUCAGUUUUCAACGAAAUCUAAUAACGGUAAUUCGAAUAGAAUAAAAUUUGACGAAACAAAUAAACGUAACACAUUAAUGAUGCCUGUUUUGAAUAUGUCACGUUUGUAUCUUGUUGAAAAACAGCAAUUGAGAAAAAAAGACUUUUCAUUACCAAGACAAAUGUCACAAGGACACAAUGAAAGACUCUUCUUUCACAACAAAAACAAUGACAAUAGAGAAAAAUCAUCAAUUCCGCUACAAAAGGGUCAACAACCACGCAGACCAUCACAAUCCAAUGGAAAUUUUUUUCUCAGUAAAAAGCCAUCAAUGACCACUGCUGACUCAUCUUUCAUGGAUGAUAAUAUAUAUUCAAAAAUCGAUACAUAG
Molecule: messenger RNA, 6006 nt
Organism: Didymodactylos carnosus
Lineage: Eukaryota; Metazoa; Rotifera; Eurotatoria; Philodinida; Philodinidae
Source: the annotation of a GenBank genome assembly